This is a messenger RNA of Gordionus sp. m RMFG-2023, 783 nucleotides long. RefSeq lists its product as uncharacterized. The transcript has 3 exons. The coding region runs from base 1 to 783 and encodes 260 amino acids. Lineage: Eukaryota; Metazoa; Nematomorpha; Gordioida; Chordodea; Parachordodidae. The record is from RefSeq and is a predicted model, not a curated record.
AUGGACAAUAAACUUACUGCUAUAUGCGAUCCUUAUCUUAGAUUUCCAGAACUUAUUGGAGAAAUGACGGACACAUACCUUGAUAUGGUUGAUACAUACUUUGAGGAUUACAUUGCGUCUGACGCAUCUAAGAAGUGCAAUUUCAUAGAUGACAGUAGAAUUAAGGAAAAAUUGAUAACGUCUACUUUAAACGAUCAUAUCAGAAGGAAGCUGAAUAAGCAUAAGGACUGGACUUUAGAUGAGAUGAUAAAAUUGGGACUUGAGUUAGAUGGUGGUAAUAUUAAACAAGACGUUAGCGAUACAAAUUAUGUAGACAAUGAUAAAAAUAAAAAAAUUUAUAAUUCAAAUAAUGAUAAAAUACCAUGCAAAAAGAAAAUAAUUUUAUUGGACGUAACACUCGUAGGGAAAAUUUUGAUAAGAAGAGGAAUUAUAAUGAUUUUAGGCCUACAGAUAAUGCUAGCCGAAACUAUCAUAACAAUAAUUUUCGAGACAGUGAGGGUCUCUAUAAAUUUUCGUAAUAACCAAUCUUCGAACAACAAUUCAAACAAUUACGGAAGAAACUCCAUGUGGCACAACAACAAUAAUGCAAACAAUUAUGAUAGAAACAAUGCCUGGCAAAACAAUAACAAUUCAAACUAUAACGGAAGAAACUCCAGGUGGCACGAUAAUAGCAAUUCAAACAAUUAUGAUAGAAAUAAUGCCUGGCAUAAUAAUAAUAACUUUGGGAGAAACAUCUUUUGGUCUUACAACAACCAAAGAAAUCAGAAUCAAUAUGAUGAUUGA